AUGAAAAUAUUGGUAUCUGCUUUCUUCUUUAUGCUGUCAAAUCUUUUGGGGCAAAAUAUCUAUCCUGAGGAAGUCCGGUCUAGUCACAAAUCUCUGGAACCUCUGAACAAACCAAGGCUGGGAUAUUUGAAGAAAGAAAUUAAUGAAGAAGGGACAAACUGUUGGGUUGGAGAUGGGGUUAUCAAGGAGGAGAAGAGUGACGGCAUAGCUGUCGGGGGUCUGGGCUGGUCGGGGACGGGCGUGGUUGAUGUCAAGGUGGAGAGGGGCGAGUCCAAGGCGUUUAAGUGCCAUCUGUGCCGCAAGGCGUUCUCUCGGCGGGCGAACCUGCGCAACCACGAGCGAGCGCAUUGGAACGGCAAACAGCAUGCAUGCCCACACUGCGGCAAGCUCUUCUCCCACCGUGCACACCUCGUCAUCCACGAGCGCACACACACCGGGGAGAAGCCGUUUCUGUGUCCCGUGUGUCCGAAGCACUUUGCACAGAAGGUGCACCUGCAGAACCACGCCCGCACGCACACGGGGGAGAAGCCGUACCGCUGUCGAUUCUGUUCAAAAGCGUUCGCGCAGCGUGAUCACUUGAACAACCAUGAGCGUAUUCACACAGGUGAGAAGCCUUUCACGUGCGCCAGGUGUUCAAAGUCGUUCACACAGCGAGGACACCUGAAGAACCACCAGAGGACGCAUACGGGCGAGGCCCCGUUCAAUCGUCUGAAUCAUGCCACUAUCAACUGCAAUCCAGAUGGUUUUGUCACGACCUGCAAGAAGGAAGUCUUUGACUCUCCACAGGACGAUGCCAAGAGACAUGAUGCCUCACAGUCAGAUUUGUGUGUCAAUGUUUCACUCUCUCUCUCUCUCUCUCUCUCUCUCUCUCUCUCUCAAUGA
Messenger RNA from Acanthosepion pharaonis, 882 nucleotides. The record is from the annotation of a GenBank genome assembly. Lineage: Eukaryota; Metazoa; Mollusca; Cephalopoda; Sepiida; Sepiidae.